Messenger RNA from Drosophila ananassae, 5691 nucleotides. It is a transcript of the gene SPoCk, whose product is annotated as calcium-transporting ATPase type 2C member 1. Gene Ontology annotation, biological process: manganese ion transport; intracellular calcium ion homeostasis; calcium ion transmembrane transport. The record is from RefSeq and is a predicted model, not a curated record. Gene Ontology annotation, cellular component: Golgi membrane; endoplasmic reticulum; plasma membrane. Bases 163 to 3285 code for a protein of 1040 amino acids. The transcript has 4 exons. NCBI's taxonomy places the organism in Eukaryota, Metazoa, Arthropoda, Insecta, Diptera, Drosophilidae. Gene Ontology annotation, molecular function: ATP hydrolysis activity; P-type calcium transporter activity; ATP binding.
GCCGGCGCACUUCCAAAGUCUAACGAUGUUUUACUACACCCACCAUCCACUGUUGACGCGGUAAACCAAGACCGAAAAAUCGAUUGUGUCCGCGUUGUUAUUUUUGUUUUGGUUCGCGGUCGCUCGCCUUGUUUUUACUUUGCAGCCCCGGCCAAAUGACUCAUGUCAGAGGCCACAAUGAAAAACCACAAUAAGUACGCAAAGUUGCCUCAAGACAUCGACCUGAGUUUCCACAACGAUUUGGACCUACUGCCGGACACGGCUGCCGAUAUCGACGUUAACAUAGAUGCGAAUACGGAUGUCGCUGCUCUCAACCUAAAUGUAUGCACGUCUUUGGAAUUGGACGACGAGGACAACAAGGACAACGAGAUACUUUUCGCCUCCGGCGGCGUAUCAGGUGGGGGCGUCGGCUGCGAGGGUAGUUUAGGUGUUGCUCCUUUGGUAACGGAAACCUCCGUGGCAUCGGGUCAGCAGAACAAGCGGAAGCAGCACUCAGACCAGCAGCUCCUUGCAAAGAGAAAAAUUUGCGGUCUUAGCAGUGACAGUGUGAUUAAGACGGGUCUCACACUUACACCUGAAAUGCUUCUUUCCACGUCGGAAUCAUCCACGCAUAGCGCCUCGGAAGUGGCUGGGCGACUGCAGGUCGACGUGCGGACCGGUCUCAAAUGGACGGAGGCAAAGUACCGGGCCAAGAUCAUCGGUCAUAACGAGCUCUUGCUUCUUGAGGAGGACCCUACCUGGAAGAAGUACAUUGAGCAGUUCAAGAAUCCACUUAUCCUACUACUUUUAGGAUCGGCUUUGGUGUCCGUAAUCAUGAAGCAGUUCGACGAUGCUGUUAGCAUAACCAUUGCUAUUCUGAUAGUGGUUACGGUGGCUUUCAUUCAGGAAUACCGCUCCGAGAAAAGUCUAGAGGAGCUAAAGAAACUAGUUCCUCCUGAGUGUCAUUGUCUUCGCGAGGGCAGGUUGGACACAUUUCUGGCUCGCGAAUUGGUUCCCGGCGAUGUGGUAUACCUUAACGUAGGCGACCGCGUGCCUGCUGAUGUUCGACUUUUUGAAGCUGUAGACCUCUCUAUCGAUGAAAGCAGCUUUACUGGAGAGACUGAGCCCGCACGAAAAAUUACUGAUGUCCUUUUGAACAACUCGAACGUAAAGGACCACAGCAACAUGAAGAAUAUAGCGUUCAUGGGUACUUUAGUGCGAUGCGGCAAUGGGAAAGGCAUUGUAGUUAGCACUGGAGAGCGCAGCGAGUUUGGUGAGGUGUUUAAGAUGAUGCAGGCCGAAGAGGCCCCGAAGACACCACUGCAGAAGUCGAUGGAUAUUCUUGGCGCUCAACUAAGUUUUUAUUCCUUCCUAAUCAUCGGCGUCAUCAUGUUGCUAGGCUGGUUGCAGGGCAAGCCGCUCUCAGAGAUGUUUAACAUUAGUGUCUCUCUCGCGGUGGCUGCUAUACCUGAGGGUCUACCAAUUGUUGUCACGGUAACGCUUGCGCUGGGCGUAAUGAGGAUGGCUAAACAGAAUGCGAUCGUUAAAAAGCUACCCACCGUUGAAACUUUGGGUUGUGUAAACGUGAUUUGCUCGGAUAAAACUGGCACCCUCACUAAGAACGAGAUGACGGCAACCAUUAUCAUAACUUCAGACGGUUACAUGGCUGAUGUAACCGGUGCCGGUUAUAACGACCAGGGAGAGAUCCACAUCCGGCAUUGCAACAAUGUGGAGAUGGCAAAAACCAACAUUACGAAUCUUCUAGAGAUAGGGGCAGUCUGUAAUAACGCAUAUAUUCAAAACGGUACGUUACUUGGCCAACCUACAGAAGGCGCUUUGGUAGCCGUGGCUAUGAAAAAUGGUAUGUAUGCCACGGCUGAAAACUAUGUGCGCAUCCAAGAGUACCCCUUUAGCUCGGAACAGAAAAUGAUGGCCGUUAAGUGUAUCCAAAAAUAUAACAACAACAAGGAGGAGAUAUUCUUUGCUAAGGGAGCGCUUGAGACUUUGUUACCCCAGUGCACUAAGUACCAGUUCGGCACUCAGACUGUGCCUUUAACCAAACAGAACGAGGCUGAAUUUUUGGCCGAAGCUUACGAGAUAGGUCGCAAAGGACUUCGUGUACUUGCACUUGCCAAAGGCCGGUCUAUGCAGGACCUAAUAUACUGUGGACUCGUAGGCAUUACUGAUCCACCUAGGCCGCUUGUGAGAGAGUCCAUUGAGAUGCUGAUGCAAAGCGGUGUACGUGUCAAAAUGGUCACUGGAGAUGCACAGGAAACAGCCUUGGCUAUCGCGAAUCUCAUCGGCAUCGAUACUAUACAUCAUCAGACUUUAUCUGGCCAAGAAAUAGACCAAAUGAACGAGCACCAACUGGACAAGGUGGCCAACAACGUGAGCGUUUUCUACCGUGUCUCCCCUCGCCACAAGUUGGAGAUUGUAAAGUCUUUGCAGCGUACCGGCAAUAUAGUCGGCAUGACAGGCGACGGGGUCAACGAUGGGGUUGCUUUAAAAAAGGCGGAUAUUGGUAUUGCAAUGGGUAAGAAUGGAACAGAUGUUUGUAAAGAAGCUGCAGACAUGAUUUUGGUUAACGACGAUUUCCACACAAUUAUUGCUGCCAUUGAGGAGGGGAAGGGCAUAUUCUACAAUAUUCGUAAUUUUGUGCGCUUUCAACUUAGUACUUCAAUCGCUGCUUUGGCCCUCAUCGCCCUCGCCACACUAAUGGACAUUGCCAAUCCACUUAAUGCUAUGCAAAUUCUAUGGAUUAAUAUAAUUAUGGACGGGCCACCUGCACAGUCGCUGGGUGUAGAACCAGUUGAUCAUGACGUACUGAAGCAGAAGCCGCGCAAUGUGAAACAACCGAUGAUUACGAAGGGUGUUGUAGCCAAUGUUCUCCUUAGCGCAAGUAUCAUAGUACUGGGAACCUUAUGGGUGUUUCAGCGCGAAAUGGCUGAUGGAACGCUAGGAAAAACAAAGCGGGAUACAACCAUGACCUUUACAUGCUUUGUGUUUUUCGAUAUGUUUAACGCUCUGUCAUGUCGCUCACAGACCAAGAGCGUGUUUACCAUAGGUCUGACUACUAAUCGUAUGUUUCUAUUGGCUGUUGCCUUCUCUAUCGUUGGCCAAAUGCUGGUCGUAUAUUUUCCGCCACUGCAAAUGGUAUUUCAAACGGAAGCUCUAACUCCAUACGACAUAUUCUUCUUGGUCUCGCUUACAUCGUCCGUGCUUAUCGUAUCGGAGGUGAAGAAAUGGUUCGAACGCACAAUGGAGCGAAAGAUGUACAGCACCCGCUCCGACCUGGACUUCGUAUGACACAACGCAAGCGCUAGAGAUGAGUUGCACCCCAAAGCCGAGUAAAUGAAAAUAUUUAAUCACGAAAAUUAAAACAAAACUAUGCCAAAACAAAGCGAGGAGCAUUGCGAAAGAUGGUAGAUAUGAAGUAGAAAACGAAGAGCAGCGAAGUGUGUUUAUUUUUUACAUUUGGCGCCAAAAGUUUGAACAAAAAUUUUCAAUAUUGGGUCCUCACUAUUUUGGGUCCAGAUGGGAUUUUUACAAAUUUGACGUAAGCCCACAGGUUUGUUCUUUGCUCUCUUUAAUUUUUGAUAGAUUAUAGUAUUAUUGUUUACAAUAUUCUAAACGUUAUGUGUUAAUUUUUAAUUGUAAUGCAUUCUGUGUAUUGUAUGUAAGUAGACAAUUUGUGAGCUGACUUAUGCUUAUUCUCUAGGGUUUUUUUUAAUUUAUUUCCAGUUUAAGUUUAUAAAGAGCACACAAUUUUUAAAUAUAUUCCUUUCUCAAUAUCACGAAUGGAUUUAAUUAAAUUAUCCGUUAGGCAAAAAGUCAAUCAUUUACUUUCAAUGUUUUUUUUUAUUAUUGGUUGCACUUUAUGCAAGUUAAGUUAAUAAAAGUGUUUAGAAUGCUGCAAUUUUCGGCAAAACAGUUUGUGAUAUUAUUUUAAGCAUAUAUGCAAAAAUUGGCCGCAAGUCAGCCAAUCAACCAACGCAACUUGUGACAUAAAAUUUUUGUUGUGGCAAUAAAAUCAAUCGCAAUAAAAAAUUGCUAACCACCAAUUUAUUUUUUAAAUUUUUGAACCUUUUAUAUCCGCAAUUAUAGCUGAAAAUAAAUCAACUGUACUUGUAUCACGAUUUAUAUACAUUUCGGUAAAAACAAAUACUGCUGCUAAGGUCGUGGAAUCCCAGAAAGUAAAAUUGUAAAUCUAAUGCAUGUGAGAAGCUGAAAAAUAGGCAAGGCUUGGAAAUGGUAAUUUGGUAACUUUGUUUAAUAAUUUAUUCGGUAUUUGGAGAAAUAAAUUUUCGCAAAUCAAAACUCUAGCGUUUCUGAACGCCAUUGCUAAAUAAAAGAAUGAUAAAUAAAAGAUGAUGAUUCAAUUUUAUGCUUUAUUUGUUAUACACCCAAAAUAAUAUUCCAUAGGUUUAUUUUUAAAUCAAAACCAAAUAACAGCAAUGUUGGGAAAAUUCUAUCAAAAAGUUAAUAUUCAAAUUAUUUGUUUUUAUAUUAAUGGAUUUAACAGGAUAAAAUGUAUCAAACAUUCUUCACUUUUCGAAUUUGAUUGAAAUUAGAGGCAAGAAAAUAAAUAGAUGUAAGACAUCGAACGAUUAUUUAGUCAUUAGAUCAAAAAAAUGUAGCUCAAUAUGUAAAAUAAAAUUUAUAUAUAGAGAGCAAUUUAUUCAAAUGAUUAUUGCUAGAAAUGACCCAGGCUGACUAACUAUUUAUACUCCACAAAUAAUUUUGCCAAUUCUAUAACUGAUCAAAUUUUUCCACACAUUUUAUUCGGAACGUUGUUCGGUUCAGGGGAGCCCAAAGGAUCUCCCUUAUUUAUAAGGAGUGAAGUACUGUUAGCCUGUGUUAUAAAAACAGUACAUGUGUAAAUUCGAAAUCUGUAGUAUAUUAAACUACCGAAAUACCAUGACAUUCAAUUCAUAUCAUAAAAUCUCAGAAAUACUUACCCAUCAAUGGCGCUGCCACGUACACAUAAUUACAUAUAUAGCAUAUCCGUUCGUAAAACGCAAAGUCACCUCACUUUCCAUUAACAUAAAACGCCUUCGACCAAUUCGAGCUCAACUGGAAAACUUUAAAUUAUUUUUGGGUAUUCCGCAUUUAAAAGAUUUUAUGGCUACGACCAUAUUAAUGGACCAAUAAAAAAACAAAUUGCAACAUUUUUUUCGCAUACGAUAUCACGCUAAGCUCUAAACAUACGCACUCCAUAUAUCAUGGCAAAAAAAAAACGCAAAAACUACAAAAAAAAAAAAAAAAAACAAUGUAAUCCGAUUUAAACAGGUAUAAAGAAAAUAAAUAGGGGCGUACCCUAACAAUUGAAACAAAUAUGGUACAACAAGGAUUCUUUAACAAUGCAUGUUUUCCACUUUUACGUACAAUAAUUUCAAAAAAGUUAGAAAAAUAAAUGACUAUUGCAUUGUUUUAUGAAUUGUUCCCACUUACAACCCACCAUAGAACAUGUUCAUAUAGGCCACAAUAAUUUAUAUUUCCACCGAACAGAACAGUCGCGCACUAAGUACUUGUCUAUGGUUUGGGUACGUCCUUGCAAAUUAAAACAAUACAACUAGGCACAUUUACUUAUAUCUCAUCCCAAUGGUAACAAUAAUUAGAAAAUUAAGUGUAGUAGUUAAUGAGUAAUUGAAAAAGAAUAUUUUCGGUAUUCAUAAAUAUCGAAUUCAUUAAAUUAACUAAAUAAAUAUUUAU